GACCAGGUUUGGGUUUUGGUACAUUACGAAUGCUGUCGGCAGCAUGGGGCCGAUCGCUUGUCGCUUUCCCUUUGUGUUUCUGCAUCUGCAGAACAAAGAGUUGCUACCAAACAUACCUAAAAUCCAAAACUCUGGCGCCCUCGAAGUUCAGAACCAUGCAAGUAAACGUGCGCCCGCGAAGCGCUUCUAGAGCGCAUACAUGUAGCGGGAAGAGUUGGAGCCAGCAUAUAUUGCAGCGCUGUUGUGGUGUGCCGUCAAGUCGGGGGCGUGCUGGUGACAGGGCGUCAACUGUGGCAGCUGCGGCCAAGGAAAUUUGGCUGCAAACAAACAGCAAGGCGGCCUUCCAGGUGGGCCUGGAGUCGGGCGCCGUGGCCGCCCACGUGUUCGGCCCCGAGCCCGCGCAGCUGCGGCUGGCGGCGGCCUGGUCCGGCCUGGCGCGCUUCCGGGCGUUGCGGCUGGACGAGCAGGGGACGCUGAGCGAGGGGCCGGCGGCAGGGGAGGGGGCCGGAGGGCAGGCUGUGGGCGAGGUGGUGCGUGUGGACGGCGCGGAGUCGGCCCGGGCGCUGGAGGCGCGGGUGCAGUGCCUGGCGGGCCACCGGCACAGCAGUAGCAGCAGCAGCGUCGGUAGCAGCAACAGUAGCGGUAGCAGUGGCGGUAGCCGGUCGCAGGCGGCGGCUGGCGGUGGGGAGUGGGCCCUGGUGCUGGAUGCAAGCGACUGGAAGGUCAUCCCUGCCGAGAACCUGGUCGCCCUAGCUCAGGGCGCUGGCGGCGGCGGCGGCGGCGGCCCAGUGCUGCGGCUGCUGGCGGCGGCGGGCAGCGCGGCAGAGGCAAGGCUGAUGCUGGAGGCGCUGCAGGGCGGCACGGCGGGGGUGCUGCUGCGGAGCGACGACCCGGCGCAGGUACGGGAGCUUGUGUCGUACGUACGGCGGCGGGCGGCGGAGGAGUCGGGCGGCGCGGCGGCGCGACACGCCUACCAGUCGGCACGGGUGGUGGCCGUGAGGCCACUGGGUAUGGGCGACCGGGCGUGUGUGGACCUGGCUGGGCUGCUGCAGCCCGGCGAGGGGUUGCUGGUGGGCAGCUUCGCUCGCUGCCUGGCGCUGGUGCACAGCGAGUGCGACGAGACCUCCUACAUCGCCAGCAGGCCCUUCAGGGUCAACGCUGGGCCGGUGCACGCCUACGUGUCGGCGCCAGGCGGCCGCACCCGCUACCUCAGCGAGCUGGCCAGCGGGGCGGAGGUGUCGGUGGCCGACCCCGACGGCCGCACCCGCACAGCGCUGGUGGGGCGGGUCAAGAUAGAGCGGCGGCCGCUGGUGCUGGUGGAGGUUGAGACGCGUGACGGCGGCCGCCACAGCCUCAUGCUGCAGAACGCCGAGACAGUCAAGCUGGUGGGGCCACAACAGCCACAGCCACAGAGACACACGGGCGACGGCAGUAGCAGUGGCAGUAGUAGCAGUAGCAUUGGCAGCGGCAGUGGGAGCGGCAACAGCAGCGGCAGUAGCGAGAGCAUGACGGUGGCAGGUGACGGUAGCGGCUGCAGCAGCAGCGGCAGUGGCAGUAGCAGCAGCACCGGCAGUGGCAGUAGCAGUAGCAGCGGCAGCAGGUCUUGGCGGGCUAUCAGCGUGUCGGCGCUACAGCCGGGCGACUGUGUGUACGUGCUGCUGCAGGCGGCGGCGCGGCACACCGGCAUUGCCAUUGAGGAGUUUGUGGUGGAGAAGUAGGUGUAGAUAGCUAGCUGGCAGGGGCCGAGCGCCGGGAGCGGCGGCAGUGUGGAUAGGACUGCGAGGCUAGGUGGUGAGGACUGUACGGUAGGUUGUACGACGCGGGCUCACAUGAGGCCAAUGAUCCUUUAUAAAACGAAUGCGCACAUAGCCACAUAGUCUGGUGAGGAAGUCAGAUACAAGCACGGUCGUGACGCAACCAAUCAAGGAUCGUGUGUGCGUAUCCAAACUUCUUCGAUAACUGAUCGUGUGUGAGACUUGUGAGUAUCCAAACUCUCGUAUACGCCCAUGCGUUUCGGAUUCGGGGAAGAUAAAUCUCCAUGUAUCAUCACCAUGGGCGUCUGGGUGUGUGGGGAGCGGUUGGCGGGUGCAACUGAAAGUGUGGUGGCCUGUGAUAUUGUCAGCAGUCUCAGCACGGCCAGGUCCCAAGUUGGGCCGUGAAGUGCGUCAGCAACCAGCUCGUGUAAGGCUGUCAGCAAUGCGAUCUAAACUGAUCCCGGGAGCCUGGGAGAACCUCAAUCCGACCAGCACGCUCUGCACCAAUCCCUGCCUGCCUGCAUGCCUGCAUCCCACCUUGUAUCCCACGCACACGUCCUCUGCCUCCCGUGCAGCCCUACCACCCCACACCCUGAUUACAGACACGUCACACACGGCGCCACGCACAGUGUCAACCCUUUCCGUUUGUGCUUUCCUAACACACGGUCACCAUGCCUUCCUAGCCUGAUGGCAUGUGCAGUCUUCGCACUAUGUACAGUGAUUGGUGGGUAAUCGGGGUGCGUAAGCAAGUGAGCACAAAAGCGAAUGAAUGCCCCUUGAGCUCCUGCUCGCUGCGCGAGCCCUGCCGAGCCACACACAGGCCGACAUCCCGCUGCAUAACCCGCUGCCCAGUCCAGCCACAGCUGACUUUAAGGAGGAGCCUGGAAUUUGCCGGCCGCCGGCGCAUGCGACAUGCGAUGUCACGCCCGAAGAUACUCAGAGCGCACUCAGUAUACGCUGCGUACAUUGGAAAUAACCACACCGUGCGUUAAAAUGCUAACACACAAGUAAAGCCAAGUCAGAAUGCUGACGAGGCUGCUGCACAUGCCGCAUGUGUUCUGCGAGGAGACGCCAAGUCUCUGUCGUGUCGGAGGUACUUCCAUUGAGCACCAGUGUAGGUCGCUGCAGGAAUUGGGACAGCGGGUUUCGGAGGGUGUUCGGAUUGGGAUGUCGGAGGAUGGACCGCGGACGCGAGGCGGACGGGGGGCUGACCCGGGUAGGGACGGGUGCGAAGUACCUCGGGGCUGCGUGGCCAAGGUACGCCCGGACGGGCGCGGCUGGACCGCUAGCUGCGGCCGACGUGAAGUUGUUCUUUGGGGCAAGACGUUUGCAUCUUGAGCCACUAUCUGCUUUCGGCGGCGACCGCGCGUCCGAGCCGGUGGACAAAAGGACGCCGACCGGGCGUACCGUCGGGCGUCGGCCCAGCCCAUAGACAGAGUCUGCGCCCGAGUCACAUUCGGGGACAUGACCGAUACCGGCGAUUGUAGUUAAUUAGGUAUUCGGAGUUCAAUGUCGCUCUGCAGCUCCUGUCGCGUCCGCUUCCGGAAAGUGCCGGCAACCGUCAGGUUCACGGUUGCGUGGCCAAACGGGACCAAUACGGUAAUCGCCUCGUCGCCGGGACGUAUGACUACUCCGACAUGCGGUAGCCCGUUAUGCCAUAUUGUACAUCUUAACAAGGACUCGCGCGCGAGGACCAUGUGUCGGCCCUUCGAGUGACGUGGCCCCGAACAUGGCAAUUGCUUCGGUUGGCACAUCGUAGCCCCUGUAGGCUCCCUGGCCAGUCUCGUGAAGGGACGGACCCCUGGUAUCCUGUGAUGGAUCAAACCAAGGGGACAGAGUGCGGCAAGGCAGUGUAACUGAACGUGUAC
Molecule: messenger RNA, 3622 nt
Organism: Chlamydomonas reinhardtii
Lineage: Eukaryota; Viridiplantae; Chlorophyta; Chlorophyceae; Chlamydomonadales; Chlamydomonadaceae
Exons: 10
Coding region: 156-1718 (520 amino acids)
Biological process (GO): aromatic amino acid biosynthetic process
Molecular function (GO): oxidoreductase activity; 3-dehydroquinate synthase activity
Source: RefSeq, a predicted model, not a curated record